CCAUCCCAUAAUCUAUAAAUAAACACAUGGCCGGCUCCCCUCCUACUCAAAGUCUCAAAUCCCAGAGUCAUCUUCUGCUCUUCAACUCUCAUAAUCUUCUUCUUUUAGCUCAUUCAAGCUAUCAUAGUUCAGAUUUCUAACAGUACUUGGUAGAGAAAUUAAGAUGAGUGUGGAAGUAUUGGACGGUGCCACCAUCUUCAACUUCGUGGAGGACAAAGAAGCCUUCGAAGGCUCGGUUCAUGACCGCUUUGCUCGUCUCGACACGGAUCAUGACGGUGUAUUAUCAUAUGCCGAGAUGGUGAGGGAGCUCCAGAGUCUGAGGAUCUUCGAGACCCACUUCGGCGUUGACGUCAAGACAGAACCCCAUGAGAUAGCCAUUGUCUACCGUGCCCUGUUCGGCCGAUUUGACCGUGAUUCCAAUGGGGCGGUGGACUUGGAGGAAUUCAAGGCGGAGACCAAGCAGAUGAUGCUGGCCAUGGCGAAUGGGUUGGGAUUCUUGCCCAUUCAAAUGGUACUUGAGGAGGACAGUCUCCUAAAGAAAGCUGUGGAAUUGGAAUCCGCCAAAGUUGCAGGUGCAGCUGCUUAAAAGUAUUCUAUUUCUUCCUUUGUAGUCUUGCAAGCAUUUUACCUUUUUUAAAUUUUCAUUGUUGUAUAAGUAUUCUUUUUGGGCAUUAAAUCAAACAGUUAAUAUUCCUUUUGGCUGAGGAUGCCAGUAGUUUAACAAUCCAGAUUGGUGCUCAUCUCCGGUUCUGAUUCAAUAUAUCCCCUUGUUCAUUC
Molecule: messenger RNA, 777 nt
Organism: Nelumbo nucifera (sacred lotus)
Lineage: Eukaryota; Viridiplantae; Streptophyta; Magnoliopsida; Proteales; Nelumbonaceae
Source: RefSeq, a predicted model, not a curated record